This is a messenger RNA of Caenorhabditis elegans, 939 nucleotides long. RefSeq names its product Serpentine receptor class gamma-31 (gene srg-31). The record is from RefSeq and is marked reviewed. NCBI's taxonomy places the organism in Eukaryota, Metazoa, Nematoda, Chromadorea, Rhabditida, Rhabditidae. Bases 1 to 939 code for a protein of 312 amino acids. Gene Ontology annotation, biological process: sensory perception of chemical stimulus. Gene Ontology annotation, molecular function: transmembrane signaling receptor activity. Gene Ontology annotation, cellular component: membrane. The transcript has 5 exons.
AUGCUGUCAAGCCUUCUCAUCACUCAAUUUAUAUAUGGAACUAUUUCAACUAUUAUCUAUUCUUUGACUGUUGUAUUUCUAACAAAAAACUGGAAACAUUUCGAUAACUACUUCCUGAAGCUUUAUAUUUGCCAGUUUUUCUUCAAUAUGUGGAUGUAUUGGAACUUUUAUAUCACAUCAAGACUGCCUGCAAGCACAUGCAAGGACUGUUAUCUCUCGGGCUGGUUUGAUUCUUUAUCAAAAGAUUCUGGUUCAAUGUUCCCAUUCAAAUUUUUUAUAUUCUGUCAAUAUCACUUGGGAUUUAUGAGUUAUUCAAAUUUAUUUCUGACGUCUAUUAAUCGUUUCACUUUAAUUUUUAUGCCAAAGAGAUAUUUUCAAAUAUGGCACUAUGGGACAUAUAUUCUGAUAGCUUUAAUUUUUAUUACACCCAUUUUGUUUACAUAUCCAUUACUUGUUCAUCAAGCUUACUUAGAAUACAAUCCAUUAUCAGACACAUAUGUGGCAAGAACUCAAGCAGAUCUUCCGUUUUUAUAUUCAUUCAUACUUGUUUGGAUGGUAGUUACGGUGCUUCUCAGCAUAAUUGCCAAUAUAAUUUGCUGGUUCAAAAUAUCAAAAUAUAGCAAAGCGGCUCGUCAACAAAGCGAUUAUCGUCUUUUUCUGGUAUCCUUUGUAACAUUUGUGAUCAACUGCGGAGUAUUUUCUAUUGCUAUGCUAAACAAAAUAUCAGCGGACAUUGACCCAUCGAAACUAUUAUUGAGCAGCCGAAUUGCCCAACUAUUAAGCCCAUUUGCAAACGACUUGCUCUCUUUGUCAACUCCCUAUGUUUUGAUUAUUUUCAGCAAACGGAUCCGUCAAUCCAUCAAGAACUUAUUCAUAAAAGGAACAGUUGCGCCUUCUUCUAUUACUCCAUUACAAAAUAUUCCUGCUUCAAGAAUUUGA